GCAGCGGCGUGGGGCUGGCGCGGGCGCACUUCGAGAAGCAGCCGCCUUCCAACCUCCGCAAGUCCAAUUUCUUCCACUUCGUGCUGGCGCUCUACGACCGGCAGGGCCAGCCGGUGGAAAUCGAGAGGACGGCGUUCGUGGACUUUGUGGAGAAAGAGAAAGAGCCAAACAACGAGAAAACCAACAACGGCAUCCACUAUAAACUGCAGUUGUUGUACAGCAAUGGAGUCCGGACGGAGCAGGACCUCUAUGUCCGCCUGAUAGAUUCCAUGACCAAGCAGGCCAUCGUCUACGAGGGCCAGGACAAGAACCCGGAGAUGUGCCGCGUCCUACUGACCCACGAGAUCAUGUGCAGUCGGUGCUGUGACAAGAAAAGUUGUGGCAAUAGAAACGAGACACCUUCAGACCCUGUAAUCAUCGACAGAUUCUUUCUAAAGUUUUUCCUCAAGUGUAAUCAGAACUGUUUGAAGAAUGCAGGCAACCCUCGGGAUAUGCGGAGAUUCCAGGUGGUGGUAUCCACGACCGUCAACGUGGACGGCCACGUGCUGGCCGUGUCCGACAACAUGUUUGUGCACAACAACUCCAAGCACGGGCGCCGCGCCCGCCGCCUGGACCCGUCAGAAGCCACUCCGUGCAUCAAAGCCAUCAGCCCCAGUGAAGGCUGGACAACAGGGGGUGCCACCGUGAUCAUAAUUGGAGACAACUUCUUUGAUGGGCUUCAAGUUGUGUUUGGGACUAUGCUGGUGUGGAGUGAGCUGAUCACGCCGCACGCCAUCCGUGUCCAGACCCCCCCACGGCACAUCCCUGGAGUCGUCGAGGUCACUCUGUCCUACAAGUCCAAGCAGUUCUGCAAGGGCGCUCCUGGGCGCUUUGUCUACACUGCCCUUAACGAACCGACCAUAGACUAUGGCUUCCAGAGGUUGCAGAAGGUGAUCCCCAGACACCCCGGUGAUCCGGAAAGGUUACCCAAGGAAGUAUUACUUAAGAGGGCGGCGGACCUGGUGGAAGCCUUAUAUGGGAUGCCCCACAACAACCAGGAGAUCAUUCUGAAGCGAGCGGCCGACAUCGCAGAAGCCUUGUACAGCGUCCCCCGUAACCACAACCAGAUCCCUACCCUGGGCAACACCCCUGCCCAUACCGGCAUGAUGGGCGUGAACUCCUUCAGCAGCCAGCUAGCUGUCAAUGUCUCUGAGACAUCACAAGCCAAUGACCAAGUCGGCUACAGUCGCAAUACAAGCAGCGUGUCCCCGCGAGGAUACGUCCCCAGCAGUACUCCCCAGCAGUCCAAUUACAACACAGUGAGCACUAGCAUGAAUGGAUAUGGAAGUGGCAGCAUGGCCAAUCUAGGGGUCCCUGGCUCGCCUGGAUUUCUUAAUGGCUCCUCCGCUAACUCUCCUUACGGCAUGAAACAAAAGAGCGCCUUCGCGCCCGUGGUCCGGCCCCAAGCCUCUCCUCCUCCGUCCUGCACCAGCGCCAACGGAAACGGACUCCAAGCUAUGUCUGGGCUGGUAGUCCCGCCAAUGUGAGGCCACUUUUGUUUACCUGCCGUACACCAAGCACCUGAGGACGAGUGUUGGGGACACAUUUAGCAAAUUAAGAUGUGCUGAUGACAGCAGUACCUUCUGAAGACAUCAGCUGGAUGGAGAUGCCACAAGAGACUUUGUUUAAAGAUUUUAUUUAAACUGUUACCCACCUGCAGACAACCCACGUCUUCAUGAACAAUUCCAUUUUAUUGACUGAACUUUUCUCAUAUUUUCACACUUCUCAGUCCCGAAGAAUAAGGAAAAACAAAGCGAUGCCUAUUUUGUAUAAAGUUUCUGACUCCGUCUUGGCUGUGUCUAGUACCUUGGUAUGUGUUGGGAGAAACUUUGUGAGUGCACCCUUUUGGUUCUCAUGAGACACUGCUCAAAGCCUCCAAGCAUCUCUCUGUACUCAUACUUACAUUCACAAUGGUUGUGUAUCUCUAUAAUGUGAAAUAUUUUUUUGUGGUGAAAAAAAGGGGGCCAAGGAGGUAUCACCCAUCGGACUGGAAAAAAAAAGGAUGGCUAUAUGACUAGGAGAAUCUGGGGUUUCAGGGAGGGAGGGAGGGUUUACCAUUGCUAAACUUCAUCUUAAUGAAAUGAGACUUUGUAACUUAUUGUAGUUAGAAAUUGUAACUUUGAUAUUGAAUUCUCUUGCCUUCAACAAGCACACUGACAGGAAAAACAAUGCUACUGUCUGUUGGUUACAAUAUUCUCCCACUGCUAGAGCUUCCUGUUAAGCAAAUGUGACCUGCAACAUUUCUUCAACUUUUGCUAGCACUGUAUACUAUUGCAUUCUUAGAUUACUGUGAGGUCUACGUUUCUUGUACCAGAAAUUGUCCUUUUGACUUCUAGAUCCUUCUUCCCCUGAUGUGUUUUGUAUGUGGUUAUAAAAUUGUAGACUUUUGUGAUUUUGCCAAAGUUGUAGCUAAAUAUUUAUACACUUGUCUUGAAUUUUUUUCAGAUCCACUUAAAUAUUUAGAAGAGCAAGUUUUAUUCCUUAUGUGUCUUGUAAGGGAUAAGAUGGUCUCCCUGACUUCCCAUGAACACUUGCAGUUGAUAAGGAACUUUAUUUUGUAACAUAUCAAUUAUAAAUAUUGUAUUUAUCUUUGAGAAUUUUGUACAUUGCUUUUCCUGCCUUUUGAGUUCUUCUCGUCUGUUCCCCAUUUCUGGUCGUGGCGGUGUGGCUGUCCUGAGGAGCGCAAAGCACAUCAAGCCAGCAGCCACUGUCUCUGCUCUGUUUUGUUCCAACGAACCUGUGUCUUUCCAUUUCAUUUGUACUUCAAACGUUUGUUAUUGUUUUGCCUUUUCAGCCUUUCUUUUUUUAUUUUGUGGAAAAAGAUCAAAUUCAUUGUUUAUUUUUAUAUUAUUUUUUAAGUUAUCUGAACAAAUAAUUUUGAAGAAAAAAAAAGUUUGUUGUAUAGUUGAAGCAUAGCGGUGUGCCCAGUGGUGGCCAAUCCUAGUAGUCCCUGCGUGUGG
Messenger RNA from Elephantulus edwardii (Cape elephant shrew), 2999 nucleotides. RefSeq names its product early B-cell factor 3 (gene EBF3). Gene Ontology annotation, biological process: regulation of transcription by RNA polymerase II. Gene Ontology annotation, molecular function: RNA polymerase II cis-regulatory region sequence-specific DNA binding; DNA-binding transcription factor activity, RNA polymerase II-specific. Bases 270 to 1526 code for a protein of 418 amino acids. NCBI's taxonomy places the organism in Eukaryota, Metazoa, Chordata, Mammalia, Macroscelidea, Macroscelididae. The record is from RefSeq and is a predicted model, not a curated record. The transcript has 15 exons.